ACUGAGAAAAUAUUCGUUGAUUCUAACCUUAAAAUAAGUGACAAAAAGUUUAUUUAAUACUACUUCCAAUUAUAUUGAGAAUGUUUCCCACUAGUACGCAAUGUAAAUACUGGAUGUUCAGUAAUGAAGAAGAAAUUAAUAGACUCAGGGAAAAGGCGAAUGCCAAACAUAUCCAGAUUUAUGGAAGACAAGCACCACCUGAUAUACCUAAAUUUGAAUAUUUUCUCACUCCAGAAGAAGAAAAAAUUAUGGUUAAGCGAUAUGAAUUACAUUUGAGAGAUUUUUGCAAGAGGUUUCAACCACCUAUGCCAAGAUAUGUAAUUGGAACCUCUUUCCAUUAUUUCAAACGUUUUUAUAUACAUAAUUCUGUAAUGAAUUAUCAUCCUAAAGAAGUAAUGGUAACUUGUAUAUAUUUAGCUUGUAAAGUAGAAGAAUUCAACGUAUCAAUACAACAAUUUGUAGCUAAUAUAAAAGGUGAUAGAGACAAAGCCACUGAUAUUAUUUUAAAUAAUGAAUUAUUACUGAUGGAACAGCUGAAUUUCCAUUUGUCUAUACAUAAUCCUUAUAGACCUGUUGAAGGACUGUUAAUUGAUAUUAAGACAAGAACCAAUCUUCAUGAUCCUGAAAGAUUAAGAUCCGGUACUGAACACUUUUUAGAAAGAACUCUUUUAACAGAUGCCGUUUUGUUGUAUUCUCCUAGUCAAGUAGCCCUAGCUGCUGUGUUACAUGCUGCAUCUAAACUUCAAGAAAAUUUGGAUUCUUAUGUCACAGAUACUUUGUUUGGAGUAGACCAAAGAGAUAGAUUACAUGAACUCAUCGAAGCUGUUAGAGCUAUACGUUCGAUGGUCAAGAUGACUGACACCGUACAAGGCAAAAAUCAACAAAAAUUGUUGGAUAAAAAACUUGAUCGUUGUAGGAAUCCAGAAAAUAAUCCAGAUAGUGAGAUAUAUAAAAAACGUAUGCAAGCAUUGUUAGAUGAAGACGAUGAAGGGUAUCAAGCAAUUUCAGCACAAAAUAUGACAAUGGAUAGUUCUGCUUUAAAUAUGUCUAUAACAGGAUCUCCGGGAGUACCAUAAUAUGCAGUAUUCCAUAACUGAUAAACUCAAUAAUGAACCAUUAUUACAUUUUCUGAGAGAAUAUAAUACAAUUUUCUAUUCAUUUAAA
Molecule: messenger RNA, 1164 nt
Organism: Diorhabda sublineata
Lineage: Eukaryota; Metazoa; Arthropoda; Insecta; Coleoptera; Chrysomelidae
Product: cyclin-H
Exons: 6
Coding region: 81-1076 (331 amino acids)
Biological process (GO): DNA-templated transcription; regulation of transcription by RNA polymerase II; regulation of cyclin-dependent protein serine/threonine kinase activity
Cellular component (GO): nucleus; transcription factor TFIIK complex
Molecular function (GO): cyclin-dependent protein serine/threonine kinase regulator activity
Source: RefSeq, a predicted model, not a curated record